Molecule: messenger RNA, 3738 nt
Organism: Lampris incognitus (smalleye Pacific opah)
Lineage: Eukaryota; Metazoa; Chordata; Actinopteri; Lampriformes; Lampridae
Product: inactive phospholipase C-like protein 2
Exons: 11
Coding region: 1-3315 (1104 amino acids)
Biological process (GO): intracellular signal transduction; lipid metabolic process
Molecular function (GO): phosphatidylinositol-4,5-bisphosphate phospholipase C activity
Source: RefSeq, a predicted model, not a curated record
AUGUCUUUCCAAAUCUCUUUGUCUCCACGACCCCAACAUUCCCACUCCAAGGAUGGCUCCCGUGCGGGUCGGGAAAGGAAGAAGACGGUGUCCUUCAGCAGCAGUCUGUCAGAGAGGAAGAUCAGCAGCGCUGCAGAUUGCAUCCACUCCAUGGUCGAGGGCAGUGAACUCAGGAAGGUGCGUCCCAAUUCACGGGUCUACCAACGUUACUACCUGCUAGAUGCGGGGUUACAGGCUCUGUGCUGGGAGCCCUCCAAGAAGGAAUCGGACAAAGCCCGCAUCGCCCUCCCAUCCAUACGAGAGGUGCGGACGGGCCGCAACACGGAAACCUUCCGCACCAGUGGGGUGUAUGAUCAGAUCUCAGAGGACUGUGCAUUCUCCAUCAUCUACGGGGAAAUGUAUGAGAGUUUAGACCUGUUGGCCAACUCUGCUGAAGUGGCCAACAUCUGGGUAACUGGCCUCAGGUAUCUAAUGCAGUAUGGGAAGCAUGCCUUGGACAUGAUCGCCAGCAGUCAGGACAGCCUUCGUCUCAGCUGGUUGGAAGAGUUGUAUUCCUCUGUGGCUGAACCCAAUGGACAGGUGAACCUGGAGGACGGGAUUAGUUUACGAUCCGCUGUGGCGCUGAUACAGAGUGUGAACCCUGGGCUGAGCAGUGGCAAAGUGGAGCACAGGUUUAAAGAGCUUCAAAGAGUCAGGGAUAGGACCUGCUGUGCUAGGGCCGGCAGCGCGAUGCAGAACAGCGAAUCAGCGGUUAAAGACCACAAUGAAAACAAAAGACGGGGAGGGAGAAACGAGCGCGUGACCAAGCAGGAGUUUGCCGAAGUUUUCCAUGACCUCUGCACCCGCCCAGAGAUCUACUUCCUGUUGGUGCAGUUCUCUAGCAACAAGGAGUUCUUAGACACCAAAGACCUGAUGAGGUUCCUGGAGGCGGAGCAAGGUGUUGCUCAAGUGAGCGAGGAGACCAGCCUGGAGCUCAUCAGAUUGCAUGAGCCCUCAGAGGAGGGUCGCCAGCAGGGCUGCCUGUCAUUAGACGGCUUCACCAGCUACCUCACCUCAUCAGAGUGCCAUCUCUUUGACAGGGAACACGACACCGUGUGCCAGGACAUGCGCCAGCCGCUGUCUCACUACUACAUCAACUCGUCCCACAACACCUACCUCAUAGAGGACCAAUUUCGCGGUCCCUCUGACAUCUCUGGCUACAUUCGCGCUCUCAAGAUGGGCUGUCGGUGCGUGGAGCUGGACCUUUGGGAUGGCCCAGACGAGGAGCCAGUGGUUUACACCGGACACUCCCUCACUUCACCCCUGGUGCUUGCUUGUGUGCUGGAAGCAAUUGGAAAAUUUGCGUUUGUGGCGUCUGAGUAUCCGUUGAUUCUGUGCAUCGAGAACCACUGUUCACUUCAACAGCAGAAAGCAGUGCUGCAGCAUCUGGUGAGGAUACUCGGAGAAAAGUUAUACAUGGACCCCCCUGUCGAGGGGGAAUGGUACCUCCCAGCACCUCACUCCCUGAGAGGUCGGAUCCUUCUCAAGGGAAAGAAGUUGGGGUCAGAAUGGGAAGGAGAAGAGGACGAGGUGAGUGAGGAGGAUGAAGGGGCAGAAAUGUGCCAGCGGGUGAAGCUAACCAACAGCGGUGAGCGGGUGGGGGCUGGCCCCAGUGGAGCCGAGAGGGAGAUGGAGCAGAAAAGUCUCUCUAACACAGCAGUUUCCAACUCCAACCCCCCUUCUCACCCCAAACGGCUCCAACUACUGAAGGGGCUCUCUGACCUCGUAACUCUCUGCCAGUCCAUCCGCUUCAUUGACUUCCAGACGUCAUCCAAGAGCCAAAAGCCCUGGGAACUGUGUUCCUUCCACGAGUCCCUGGCUGAAUGUCUCGCUGGGGACAGCCCGGGUGACUUUGUCAACCACAACAAGCGUUUUCUGUCGCGUGUUUACCCCAGCCCCAUGCGUAUAGACUCCAGCAACAUGAACCCUCAGGACCUAUGGAAGUGCGGUUGUCAGAUCGUGGCCAUGAACUACCAGACAGCUGGCCUGAUGAUGGACCUGAACACCGCCUGGUUUCGACAAAAUGGGAACUGUGGCUACAUUCUACGGCCAGCCAUAAUGCGCCAGGAGGUGUCAUAUUUCAGUGCCGACACCAGGGACACAGUGCCUGGUGUGUCUCCACAGUUGCUCCAUGUCAAGGUGAUCAGUGGUCAGAACCUGCCAAAGCCCAGAGGGUCGGGGGCCAAAGGAGACAUCGUGGACCCUUACGUGUACGUGGAGAUUCACGGCAUCCCGGCCGACUGCUCCGAGCGCCGGACAAGGACCGUGACCCAGAACGGGGACAACCCCAUCUUCGACGAGAGCUUCGAGUUUCAGAUCAACCUGCCAGAGCUAGCCAUGGUUCGCUUUGUGGUACUGGAUGAUGAUUUCAUAGGGGAUGAGUUCAUAGGUCAGUACACCAUUCCUCUGGAGUGUCUCCAGCCGGGCUAUCGGUACGUACCACUCCAGUCCUUGACGGGGGAGGACCUCCCAUACGCCAGGCUAUUUGUUCACGUGGCCCUUACCAACCGCAGAGGAGGGGGUAAGCCUCAUAAAAGGGGCCUGUCUGUGCGGAAGGCCAGGAAGGGAAGGGACUACACUGCUCUGAGGGACCUGGGGGUCCGAGUUGUGGAUGAGGUUUUCAAGAUGGCCGCCACUCCACUGAGAGAAGCCACAGACCUAAGGGAGAACAUGCAGAACUCGGUGGCGUUGUUCAGGGAGCUGUGCGGGGUGUCGGCGGUGGCUAAUCUGAUGCAGUGCGUGCUGGCCUUGGGCUCGCGUGUUGCAGGUUCAGACGGGACCCCCUUGCUACUGUUUGAACUUCGGGACCACUACCCCGUCCUGGAGCCGCAGGGACCACUGCCUGAUGUCCUGCGCAGGGCAGUCGCCACCUAUGAAAUGAUGAUUCAGGAGAGCAGAGCUGUAAUAGAGUUCUCAGACGGGAUCUACGACAGGAUCCUGCACAUACAGUCAACAGCCAUGGAGUUCCAUGAGAGGCUGCAGAGUCUGGCCGAGAGGGAGGGCCUGAAAGGUCGCAAGGUCACUCGAGCGCUGGAGAGCUUCAGCUGGAACAUCACCAUCCUUAAGGGCCAGGCUGACCUGCUGAAGCUUGCCAAGGCUGAGGUGCAGGAGAACAUGAAGCAGGUCCACUAUGCCGCCCUGACCGCCAACCUGACCAAAGAGGGAUCAGGUGGAGGAGGGAUCGGAGGGAGGAGCAGCUCUCAACUGCGACACAGCCAGGAGCUAUCCGCCAGUCAGGAGAAACCCACCACCAUUGGAGGGGGGCCAUCAGCAUAGUGCCAAUCAAGCUUUGUUAAACACACAAAUUGGUAUACGCUGAGACACAAAAUAGUCCGCUGAUCAGUGCCCGGUGGCGGUUAAUAGAGUAGUAUGUCACUAGCAGAUAGCACUGCCAUAUUAAGACCCAGCCAUAUUGUCCUGGGGGGUGGGUGGGAGGUCAGAUUACGGGGAUGAAGACACCGCUGAACUGCUUCAGUAACUCUCCUGUGACAGAGCAUCUUCGAGGCAUUUCAGCAUGUAAUCUAUGGGACGAUUCGGUGUGUGAGGGUUUAGGUGUAGAAGCCACCGUGGCAGCCUUGGAGCUUGCUAUUUAUCGGGGCGCCCGGGCAUUUGCCCAUUUCUCAGAGGAAAAGGAAAAGGCAGUUGAUGAAUGGUGAAGAGUCACAGUGAAGCGAUGUGCCUCCAUCCAUCCACCCCAAG